GACAAUCACAUGCAGAGCACGGGGGUACCAACAUUUCGCGACUCCGGGCUGCGAAAUUCGGAUAUAAUAAGCUUAAGCGACAAGCUACCCUCUCGUCCUCAUCAUACCUUACCCUCCAUGUCGUCGCUGUCAUUCCAAGGCCUCACUGCUGUCGUUACCGGUGCGGGAGGUGGUCUAGGCAAAGCCUACUCUCUCGCUUACGCUUCAAGAGGUGCCAACGUCGUAGUAAAUGACUUCAAUGCGGCUGCUGCUCAGAAGGUUGUUGAUGAGAUUCGCCAAGCCGGCGGCAAGGCUGUUGUAAACAACUCAUCAGUGACGGAUGGCUCUGCUGUAAUUCAAACUGCCCUAGAUAACUUCGGUGCUGUUCAUGUACUGAUCAAUAAUGCCGGAAUCUUACGAGACAAGAACUUCCGCAACAUGUCCGAUAAGGAAUGGGAUCAAAUAUACGAAGUCCACUUGAAGGGUGCGUUCUCGUGUACGAAGGCUGCCUGGCCGCAUUUCCGCAAGCAGAAGUUUGGUCGAAUUGUGAACACUACAAGUGCUGCUGGUCUCUAUGGCGCGUAUUUGCCCACAUUACCCUGCCCUCGUAGUCCUGAAAUAUUGUCUACUGCAGGCAACUUCGGACAGACCAACUACAGUGCGGCCAAGAUGGGUCUCGUCGCUUUUACCAAGACUUUAGCUCGUGAGGGUGAGAAGUACAACAUUCGUGCGACUGCUAUCGCUCCAAUGGCUGCCAGUGCCAUGACAGAGACAAUUAUGCCGCCAGAGAUGCUUGCUAACCUCAAGCCAGAGUUUGUUGCGCCGUUUGUCCUGGCAGUCACACAUCCCGAUUCGCCAUCCGACGCAUCUGGCAAAGUGUUCGAGCUUGGUGCAGGAUUCAUUGCCGAGAUCAGGUGGGAGCGAAGCAAAGGUGCUUUGUACAAGACCGAUCACACCUUCACACCGUCUGCUGUCAAACAUAAGUGGGCCGAGGUUACGGAUUUCUCAAACCCUGAACAUCCGAGGUCUCUCUCUGACUUCGACGCCCAUAGCACUCUUGAGAAGGCCACGAAGCUCCCACCUAAUACUCAGUCUCAACCGGAGGUCCGUUUUGAUGGCAAGACCGUCCUCAUUACCGGUGCAGGCCAAGGUUUAGGUAGGGCUUAUGCGCUGAUGUACGCACGUUUGGGUGCGAACGUCGUCGUCAACGAUGUCAGUGAAAAGGGAGCAAAGUCUGUCGUCGAUGAGAUCACUAAGGCUGGUGGCAAGGCUGCAGCUGCUGUCGGCUCUGUCGAAGACGGCGAGGCAUUGGUCAAGGUCGCUCUGGAGAAGUUCGGCGGUAUCCACGUCCUUGUCGCCAACGCCGGAAUCCUUAGAGACAAGUCCUUCACUGCGAUGUCCGAACAAGAGUGGGACCAGGUUAUGGCUGUUCACUUGCGUGGCACCUACAAGUGCACCAAAGCUUGCUGGCCUCACUUCAUCAAACAGAAAUAUGGACGCAUUGUCAACACCAGUUCGCAAGUCGGGAUCUAUGGCAACUUCGGCCAGGCUAACUACUCAGCUGCCAAGUCUGCUAUCAUAGGCUUCACACGUGGACUCGCAAUCGAAGGAGCGAAGUACAACAUCAAAGUGAAUGCAAUUGCGCCGUCUGCGGGUACUGCGAUGACACAAACCAUCUGGCCACCAGAGAUGGUUGAGGCAUUCAAGCCGGAUUACAUCGCACCCAUUGUUGGCUACCUCACCAGCGAGGCUAACGAAGAGACUUCUGGUUGCCUCUUCGAGAUUAUGGGUGGUUGGGCAGCUCAGACACGAUGGCAGAGGAGUGGAGGCAACGGUUUCCCCGUGAACAAACCCUUAACCCCAGAAGCCGUUCUUUCGAAGUGGAGUGUUAUCACCAACUUCGACGACGGUAGGGCCACACACCCUACCUCCACACAGGACGCUUUUGAACAAAUCGCUCAGAAUUUCGAGCACCAGGAGGACGACAGCCAGGGUCCCGGCAGCCCAUACGCCGAACCCGAAGACUCCGAGCUCGUUGCUAAGGCGAAGCAACUCGUCGAGCCGCAGUCCGAGUACAAUUAUAGUGAGCGGGAUAUCAUCCUCUACAAUCUCGGCGUUGGUGCCACAGAGAAGGAGCUGCAGUGGACGUUCGAGAAUGACGACGAGUUCUCUGCGCUGCCAACGUUCGGAGUCAUCCCGCAGUUCCAAUGCAUGUUCUCCUUCCCGUUGGACUGGCUUCCGGACUUCAACCCGGCAAAGCUACUGCAUGGUGAGCAGUAUCUGGCUAUCAAGGCCCCCGUACCUACAAGCGGGCAGCUUACUUCCGAGGCUCGCAUCAUGGAGGUCCUUGACAAGGGCAAGGCUGCGUCCGUUACGAUGGUCACCGAGACUAAGGACAAGGCAACGGGCCAAGUCAUCUUCGAGAACCAGAGUACACUCUUUAUUCGCGGCUCUGGAGGCUUUGGGGGCAAGCGGGCGGGCAAAGAUCGCGGCCCUGCGACAGCCGCAAACACGCCUCCAAAACGUAGUCCGGACGCAGUCGUCGAGGAGAAGACGCUGCCUACCCAGGCUGCACUCUACCGCCUCAGCGGUGAUAGGAACCCUCUGCAUAUCCUGCCGGAAUUUGCCGCAGUUGGAGGGUUUGAUAAGCCCAUCCUUCAUGGGUUGUGCACAUUUGGGUACGCGGGCAAGCACGUACUGAAGAGCUUCGGCCCGUAUAAAGAUAUCAAAGCCAGGUUUGCGGGCGUAGUCUACCCCGGCGAGACUCUGAUUACCGAGAUGUGGAAGGAAGGCGAAAAAGUCAUCUUCACCACAAAGGUUAAAGAACGAAACGCCCCUGUUCUCGCGGCAGCUGCUGUCACGCUUGCGGAAGGUUCACCCAAGGCGAAGCUGUGACGUGACCCAUGUGAAGCAGGAGGCACGUUCAGGUCGUGGUGACGUACUAGGCUCGUGCUCAGGCCACGAGGCCAUGAGGCCCGCCGCGCGGCUGGCACGUUGUUCCAUUUUAAUUUCGGUUGCAAUUCUAUGAUAUGUACUACAAGAGAAAUAUCUACAAAUUUGACAUGGGGUCACUAGUAGUGUGCUGCAAUACGCGUGUUUCGAAGUCGUGUGGCCAAAUGAGAUACACGAAGAAGCUAACGACUAGGCUAGUGAAAUAUAUGGCGGGUAUAGAACACAAUCGGGGAUAUAUAAAACUCUUCGUUGUGGAAGUUGGAGUACUGCUUGCUGGAACAUUAAAUUACUUGGGUGGCGUGUGACAGUGGUAGACAAUGAGUGUGAGGGACGAGCGCAAUAAUUUCAGCAGGACGAGAGCAGUUGAGAGACGCCAGGAUAAAACCAAAAGGUGACGGCGAGCAUGAUGUAAAGUGACAUGAGAAUCGCGCCUUCCAGCCAGUUUGAUCUGCCGUCUGCGACGGUGUAGUUCACAAUGAGCACUGUAAGGAAGAGCACGAUCGACUCGUAUGGGUCGAAGAGGAGCGAGAGUGGCUUGCCCAUGAUCCACCCAAGUAUGACCAUGAAUGGAAUGACGAAUAGCGCAAUUUGAAUACUGGAGCCAACUGCAACACCCAGCGAAAGGUCGAUUUUGUCUCUGACGGAGACAGUGACAGCUGUGACGUGCUCCGCAGCGUUGCCCACUAUGGGAAGGAGGAUGAGACUGACAAACUCCUUGCUGAUAUGUCCUGUGCUCGUCAGGCCAUCUAUCGAGCUGACGAGGAACUCAGCAGUCACAGCAACGAUCACAGUAGUGACAGCGAGCAUGCCAAUGGUCAUGGGCAAACUCAGUGUAGGCUCUUCAACUUCACCUUCCUCCUCUAGUCCCGCUGUCGGCUGGUGCUGUAGCGCGGCUGUUGACUCCUCUGCAGAAACUGUGUGUCCGUCGUGCGAACCAACAUGUAAGGAAGGCGCGCCGUUGGCUUGCGCGCCCGUGCUGGUCGGCACCUCAGCGAUACUGCCCAUCUCCACGUCUUUCGGACUCUGAACCUGGGGAGGUUCGAUGUGCCUCCUCCUGUUCAGAAAAUUGCGACCUGUGUACUUGGUUGACUUGAAAUUCUCAGGGUUGUCGUCACGGUAGAGGUCCUUGUGCGAGAAUAACUGAAAAACGAGAUAGCUGCCGUAGAUGAAGAGUAGAAUGAUCGCAGCUCCGUGGCUGACCGCGAGAAUGUCUUUGUCCUCGAUAGGGUCGGGAAUAUCUGCACCCGCGGCCAAGUGGAAUGCAGCGGGUAACAAAACUGCAAUUACGGAUAUGGUCAACAAAGAGGAAUUCAGCUGCGUGGCGCUAACGCCGAAACCCUGUUCAGAGAAGCGCGUUCCUCCUGCGAAGAAGCACAUUCCAAGGACAAGCAGAAGGUUGCUUAGGAUUGAACCGACGAGCGACGAUUGGACAAUUUGGAGCUGGCACUGCGCUAGAGCGAUGAUAGCUACAAUCAGUUCCACAGCAUUUCCCAACGUGGCAUUGAGAAGGCCGGCUAAUGUCUGACCAACGCGACAUGAGAGCUCGUCGGUAGCAAAUGCUAACAUCUUCGCAAGAGGGACGAUUGACAAGAACGAAAAGACGAAUAUUAUGGUAUCCUGAGUGCUGGUUGUAUUGUGUUGCCAUAUGAAAUGCAACGCCCAAGACACGGGUAUGCAUAGAAGGAGAAUGUUGAGGUAAGACAUGCAUAUUAUGGCUUUGAUGCCCUGGGCGAUGUUUCUGGCACGUGGAUGGCCAACGGGCUUUGCAGGCUUCAUGUUCUGUUCAAGUACGGUCGACAUGCGCCUGAGCAUAUUGCGGAAAUUCAAUCGUGGCCUGGUCUGGGCUGUAUUGGCUGGGUCCGCUGAGCGCAGGGCGGGUGAGGAGGCGGGCGAGUCUUGGUCUACGGUAGCGUAACGCGACUGCGACUGGCGUCGGUUUAAGUUGAAUGCCUGCGUCUGCGUAGUCGCUGAGUGUAGGUCAUUAUCUCUGACCUUCGGAGUAUUCAUUAGAGGGAAGAACCGUAGGCUGAGGCAGUAGCAACUCGGGCAGUUCUCAGGAAUGGGAGUGAAAGGAACCAAG
Phanerochaete carnosa HHB-10118-sp is the source of this 5011-nucleotide messenger RNA. RefSeq lists its product as uncharacterized. Gene Ontology annotation, molecular function: oxidoreductase activity. NCBI's taxonomy places the organism in Eukaryota, Fungi, Basidiomycota, Agaricomycetes, Polyporales, Phanerochaetaceae. The coding region runs from base 10 to 2874 and encodes 954 amino acids. The record is from RefSeq and is a predicted model, not a curated record. The transcript is spliced from 40 exons.